Centropristis striata (black sea bass) is the source of this 7499-nucleotide messenger RNA. RefSeq lists its product as uncharacterized. The transcript is spliced from 2 exons. Lineage: Eukaryota; Metazoa; Chordata; Actinopteri; Perciformes; Serranidae. The record is from RefSeq and is a predicted model, not a curated record. Bases 507 to 7154 code for a protein of 2215 amino acids.
UUGUGUGUGUGCUGUGUGUGUGUCUGUGUGUGUGUUUUGUGUGUGUUUGUUUUUGUGUGGUGUGUUCGUGAGUGUGUGUGUGAGUGUUUGCGUUUGUGUGAUCCUUUGUGAAUUUUUGUGUGUGUGUGUUCAUGUGUGUGAUUGUGUUUGUGCGUGCGUGUGUGUGUCUGUGUGUGUGUGUGUCUUCAACACAUCAAUGCUGUAGAGAUCAAAGUAAACGUGACAUCAUCGACAUGACAUCACCAACAUUCAUCACAUCAAAGCUUUCUGUGUUCUGAUGUCGAUGUGACAUCAUCAGCAUUCUGUUCUAUUUUAUAUAUAGAAGCCAAGAAUGAAUUCUGAACUGUUUGAGAUAGAUAGAUAGAUAGAUAGAUAGAUAGAUCUAGGUGGACUAAUGAGAGCUAGGUGGACUAAUGAGCUAAUUGAUCUAACGUAGUGACAAGAAGCCCUGUAAACUGUCCACUUAUAUUUAGAAAACUGUCAACAAGUGACAGCAUUUGACAGGAAUGGCAGGUCGAAACUCUCAACCCUCCAGCAGGGAGGAGAAGAACUCAGAGUCUACAGGCUCUUCAAGCGUCUCCAGUACAUCUGAAAUUGCAGAGGUCCUCUUCUCACAGAUUCUGGAUCAGAGUUACUGCAAUGUCACGGAGCUGGUGCAGGACGUCUCUCGAUGGAAGGCUGAGGAAAGCUCCAAGACAGAGCAAGAAACCACAGUGGCAAGUAGGGUCGGCCAAAGGGUGGAGCGACAUUUGACGAGGUUUUUUGGCCUCCGUAAAGUGUUCGCAGAACACAGAGGAUCUACACAGGAAGAGAUGGAUUCAACACCCGGACCAUCAGGACAAGGUUCGCAGACGACUGCUGAUUCUGAUGAGGAAUCUGCCGGCAAAAGCUUGUCUAUAUUCAAGCGUGUCAAGUUCUUCUUCCAACGGGGAAAACAGGCAGCAGAACAGAAUUUGGACAGCUCUUCAAGUCCUGACGACCAGAGCUCUGAUUCAAAGAAGUCGGCUGGUCAUGUAGAGUUUGAGAACAUUGCAGUGCAGCAGACCUCAACUCCCCCACCCACCCAAUCCUUCCAGCCAGAGCAGCAUCAUGUGGUGAGGGUCUUAUCACCAGGACCCACUUCAGCAGGAAAUAUAAAUGAGAUGAUGGGGUCAGCCAGCAGCGACCUAAAAUCUGAUCAUCUGGAUGUGUCUGCCGAUAUCAGCCAGAACACUGUGACUGUCAGCACACAGGAGUGUUGUGACAGCACGGCUGAGAAAUCGCCAAGCGGUAUGGUAGACACAGUCAUUAAAAAUGUGAAGUCUGUGUUUAAGCUCUUUGGGGGACCAAAGAGAAAGUCAACAGAGCAGAAUGUGGAGGACACUGUUGAGUCUGAAACCAGUGACUCAAAGUCUGGCUCUCCCACUGCCUCAGUUGACUUCAGUGCAGACAUCAAGCCUGAAAACAUCACAACAGACGCCUACAACAUUGACCAGGAACGUCUCACAAGGAUUGAUUCACCCAACUGUGAGUCUCCUGUAAAAACGUCUCCCACGGUCUCAGCUGGCUCCAGGGACGUCUUGGUUGCUGAGGAGGCUGAACUGACAUCUGUCUCUCAGAAAUUGAUGGACGUGGCAGUUGAAGAUUUGCAACCAGAGAUUGUCAGUAAAGAAUUGAUGAAGGACAGCCUCUGCACAGACAUGGGUGAAACACCCGGACGCUCUCAGGUGCUCCAAGGAGAGGAACAUGUCGACGAGGAUGAAAAUGUCAGCCAGAAAACUGUGACUGUCAGCACACAGGAGUGUUUUGACAGCACAGCUGAGAAAUCUUCAGGAAAAAUGGUAAGCACAGUCAUUAAAAAUGUGAAGUCUGUGUUCAAGCUCUUUGGGGGACCAAACAAAAAGUCAACAGAGCAGAAUGUGGAGAACACUGUUGAGUCUGAAACCAGUGACUCAAAGUCUGGCUCUCCCACUGCCUCAGUUGACUUCAAUGAAGACAUAAAGCCUGCUGAAGAAGAAGUUCAGACCUCUGUCCCUUUGGAAAAGGCUGAUUGUUGGAGUAAUCAGAACGUCACACCAGAGGCCAAGAAGGUUGACCAGGAACGUCUCACAAGGAUUGAGUCACCCAACUGUGAGUCUCCUGUAAAAACGUCUCCUACGGUCUCAGCUGGCUCAAUGGAUGUCUUGGUUGCUGAGGAGGACGAACUGACAUCUGUCUCUCAGAAAUUGAUGGACGUGGCAGUUGAAGAUUUGCAACCAGAGAUUGUCAGUAAAGAAUUGAUGAAGGACAGCCUCUGCACAGACAUGGGUGAAACACCCGGACGCUCUCAGGUGCUCCAAGGAGAGGAACAUGUCGACGAGGAUGAACAUGUCAGCCAGAAAACUGUGACUGUCAGCACACAGGAGUGUUUUGACAGCACAGCUGAGAAAUCUUCAGGAAAAAUGGUAAGCACAGUCAUUAAAAAUGUGAAGUCUGUGUUCAACCUCUUUGGGGGACCAAACAAAAAGUCAACAGAGCAGAAUGUGGAGAACACUGUUGAGUCUGAAACCAGUGACUCAAAGUCUGGCUCUCCCACUGCCUCAGUUGACUUCAAUGAAGACAUAAAGCCUGCUGAAGAAGAAGUUCAGACCUCUGUCCCUUUGGAAAAGGCUGAUUGUUGGAGUAAUCAGAACGUCACACCAGAGGCCAAGAAGGUUGACCAGGAACGUCUCACAAGGAUUGAGUCACCCAACAGUGAGUCUCCUGAAAAAACGUCUCCUACGGUCUCAACUGGCUCAAUGGAUGUCUUGGUUGCUGAGGAGGAUGAACUCACAUCUGUCUCUCAGAAAUUGAUGGACGUGGCAGUUGAAGAUUUGCAACCAGAGAUUGUCAGUAAAGAAUUGAUGAAGGACAGCCUCUGCACAGACAUGCGUGAAACACCCGGACCCUCUCAGGUGCUCCAAGGAGAGGAACAUGUCGACGAGGAUGAAAAUGUCAGCCAGAAAACUGUGACUGUCAACACACAGGAGUGUUUUGACAGCACGGCUGAGAAAUCUUCAGGAAAAAUGGUAAGCACAGUCAUUAAAAAUGUGAAGUCUGUGUUCAAGCUCUUUGGGGGACCAAAGAAAAAGUCAACAGAGCAGAAUGUGGAGGACACUGUUGAGUCUGAAAGCAGUUACUCAAAGUCUGGCUGUCCCACUGUCUCAGUUGACUUCAGUGAAGACAUCAAGCCUGCUGAAGCAGCAGACCACACCUGGAAGAAUGAAAACGUCACAACAGAGGCUGAAAACGUUGACCAGGAACGUCUCACAAGGAUUGAUUCACCCAACUGUGAGUCUCCUCAAAAAACGUCUCCCACUGUCUCAGCUGGCUCCAGGGACUUCUUGGCUGCUGAGGAGGCUGAACUAACAUCUGCCCCUCUAAAAGUGAUGGACUUGGCAGUUGACAACUUGCAAUCAGACAUGGGUGAAACAUCCGGACCCUCUAUGGUUCUUCCAGGAGAGGUACAUGUUGACGGGGAUAUCAGGUCAGCAAGCAGGGACUCGGUAUCUAAACAUCUGGAUGUAUCCACAGACAUAGAUGAUGAGAAGGUCAGCCAGAGCACUGUGACUGUCAGCACACAGGAGUGUUGUGACAGCAAUGUUGAAGAAUCCUCAGGAACAAUGGUAAACACAGUCAUUAAAAAUGUGAAGUCUGUGUUUAAGCUCUUUGGGGGACCAAAGAAAAAGUCAACAGAGCAGAAUGUGGAGGAGGCCGUUGAGUCUGAAACCAGUGACUCGAAAUCUGGCUCUCCCACUGCCUCAGUUGACUUCAGUGAAGACAUUAAGGCUGCUGAAGAAGAAGUCCAGACCUCUGUUCCUCUGGAAAAGGCUGAUUAUUGGAGUAAUGAGAACGUCACACCAGAGGCCAAGCAGGUUGACCAGGAACGUCUCACAAGGAUUGAGUCACCCAACUGUGAGUCUCCUGAAAAAAUGUCUCCCACUGUCUCAGCUGGCUCCAGGGACUUCUUGGCUGCUGAGGAGGCUGAACUGACAUCUGUCUCUCUAAAAGUAAUGGAUUUGCCACCAGUGAAUGUCAGUGAAGAAUUGAUGGAUGACAGCCUCUGCACAGACAUGGGUGAAACACCAGGACCCGCCCAGAUGCUCCAAGGAGAGGUACAUGUCGACGAGGAUGUCAGGUCAACCAGCAGGGACUCGACUUCCAAACAUCUGGAUGUGUCCCCGGACAUAGAUGAUGACAAUCUCAGCCAGAACACUGUGACUGUCAGCACACAGGAGUGUUGUGACAGCACGGCUGAGAAAUCGUCAAGUGGUAUGGUCAACACAGUCAUUAAAAAUGUGAAGUCUGUGUUCAAGCUCUUUGGGGGACCAAAGAGAAAGUCAACAGAGCAGAAUGUGGAGGAGGGUGUAGAUUCUGAAAGCAGUGACUCAAAGUCUGGCUCUCCCACUGCCUCAGUUGACUUCAGUGAAGACAUCAAGCCUGCUGAAGAACCAGACCAGACCUCUGUCCCUCUGGAGAUUACGGAUUCUUGGAAUGAUGAGAACGUCACGACAGAGACCGACAACAUUGACCAGGAACGUCUCACAAGGAUUGAGUCAUCAAACUGUGCAUCUCCUAAACAAACCUCUCCCACUGUGUCAGCUGGCUCCAGGGGGAGCCAUGUCGAAGAGGAUGUCAGGUCAGCCAGCAGGGACUCUGCAUCUAAAAACGCUUAUCGGGCAAAAUCUGGACCUCCAUUUCAGGCAGAGAUGACCUCCGUAGAGAUGGAUUUCAGAUCAAAACCAACAGAGACUGUUGGCCCAGCACCAGAAAAGGAUUUGGAUGUUGAGUCAGAAAAUGGUGAUUCAGAGUCUGAAGGUCCUCAUCAGGCAUCUCCCACUGCCUCAGUCGGCUCCAGUAAGGACAUCAGUCCUGCUGAGGAAGCAGUCCUUCCUUUUGUCCCUCUGGAGAUGACUGACAAUGUGAAGUAUGAGGAUGUCCAACCAGAGACUGAAGAGCUUUACCAAGACUGUCUCCAUGUCUUACCAAGCACAGAUUCAGCAGAGCAUCCAGUUUCUUCUGUGACUGAGGAAGACCUGGAAUCAACCCCUGGACCUUCAGGACAGACAGGACAUCCAGAGGGUCUCCAACAGGACCAUAUAGAAGCAGCAUUAGCCCAGCACCUGGGCCUGAGAAACAUCCUUAUCAGCAUCAUAACGAAAUUCUUUGACAGCCUUCCAAACGAGUGGGAUGAAAUCAGCAAAGGUGUUUUCAACAGUGAGGUGCAGGAGGAGCUGGUGAACAUAUCUGUACAGUUUCUAAGGAUGGUCAUAGAAGUUAUCACUGAUAUUCUCUCUGCGGCCAUGAAUGACCUUCCUCCCCAACCCGAUACCUCAGCCAGGAGCAGUCCCUUCUCUGGCCAGGCGUGUGGGGUGUUCGGCCAACGACGGCUCUCUGAGCUUCUUGGGGACAACUUUGUCAUCACAGAUGACCACCUCCAGCUGUGUUUAAAAAACGACUUUGUUGAGGCUUUCCGUGAAAUAGUUUGUGCGGACUUACCAGUGAACAUAACGCCGCAGUUCACGGGGAUCGUUGCAAGGGCACUCACUAAAGAGGUUGACUCUGUCCUGUCAGAGACAAUUAAAGCCUCACAGAGUGACAGAUCCUCAAAAGUCCACUCCACCUGCUUCAAGUCCUCUUGUUGCAGAGCAUGCAGGAAGGUGUUCGUUGCACAGACGCUGAAAUCCCUCCUCACUCAAUUUAAGACCUUUAUGACACCGAAACAUUUAGGUUGUGAGAGAAAGGACGUGAAAUCGACAGAGGAAACAAAGAAAGAGCAAAGGAAAAAGUCACCUUGGUGGAGUUGCUUUAGUCAGUUGAAAAAGAGAAACGUUGACGUAGUUUCUCGUGAAUGUCCUGGCAAUACUGACAGAUUGUCAUCUUCAAGCAAACUGCCCUCUGGCCACAAACAGGACAGUCUCUGCACUGACAUGGAUGAAACACCAGGACCCUCUGUGGUGCUUUCAGGAGCAGAACAUGUCGACGAGGAUGUCAGGACAGGCAACAGGGACUCGACAUUCAAAAAAACCUAUCAGGCAAAAUCUGGAUCUCCAUUUCUGGGAGAGGUGACCUCCAUAGAGAUGGAGAAUGUUGAGCCAGCACCAGAACAGGAUUCGGAUGUUGAGUCAGAAAGCGGUGAUUCAGAGUCUGACUCUUUAUGUUCUGAGGUCGACUCUGUCCUGUCAGAGACAAUUGAAGCCUCACUGAGUGACGGAUCCUCAAGAGUCCACUGCUUCAUGUCCUCUUGUUGCAGAGCAUGCAGGAAGGUGUUCGUUGCACAGACGCUGAAAUCCCGCCUCACUCAAUUUAAGACCUUUAUGACACCGAAACAUUUAGGUUGUGAGAGAAAGGACGUGAAAUCGACAGAGGACACAAAGAAAGAGCAAAGGAAAAAGUCACCUUGGUGGAGUUGCUUUAGUCAGUUGAAAAAGAGAAACCUUGACGUAGUUUCUCGUGAAUGUCCUGGCAAUACUGAAAGAUUGUCAUCUUCAGGCAAACUGUCCUCUGGCCACAAACAGGACAGUCUCUGCAGUGACAUGGAUGAAACACCAGGACCCUCUGUGGUGCUUUCAGGAGCAGAACAUGUCGACGAGGAUGUCAGGACAGGCAGCAGGGACUCGACAGUUAAAAAUACCUAUCAGGCAAAUUCUGGAUCUCCAUUUCUGGGAGAGGUGACCUCCGUAGAGAUGGAGAAUGUUGAGCCAGCACCAGAACAGGAUUCGGCUGUUGAGUCAGAAAGCGGUGAUUCAGAGUCUGACUCUUUACGUUCUGAGGUCGACUCUGUCCUGUCAGAGACAAUUGAAGCCUCACUGAGUGACGGAUCCUCAAGAGUCCACUGCUUCAUGUCCUCUUGUUGCGGAGCAUGCAGGAAGGUGUUGCAGAGAGUGAAAUCCCUUUUCACUCAAUUCAAGACCAAAUUGACGGCGGUACACACAAAGAUUAAACGGACAAAGGGGAGCGUUAACCCGGUUUCUUGUGAACGUAUGGACAAUCCUGACGGGUUGUCAUCUGGACACAAACUCCCCUCCUGUUCUCCAGACAAAUCUAUCCACUCAGGGAGCUCAAGUGAGUGGAGGUCCACCCCUCUGGUGUUAGUUGAUUAUGAAGAAGAGGAUAACAAUGACACAGCAGAGGACAGAGGAAACACCCCACCUUAAAACUCUCACACAGAGAUCUCAGAGAGAGCUCAUCCCUGUCCAAAACUCAACCUGAGGAGGGAAGCUCACCUGGUCUCUGGUCUAACACCUGUGAGAAGGACCAGAAGAUGUCAGCUCAGGAUGAGGUCACUGUCAAAAAAACAUCUCUGGUUGGCCCUGACUUCAUGACAAGACCUGAUACCCUAACUGUGUGUGUGUGUGUGUUUGUGUGUAUAUGUGGGUUUGUGUGUGCAUGUAUGUUUACGGCUGUGUGUGUGUCCGUGUGUGUGUGUGUGUGUCUGUGUUGUGUGCGUGUGUGGGUGGGUAUUUGUGUGUGUAUGUAUGAACGUGUGUGUGUUUGUUUCA